This is a messenger RNA of Oncorhynchus nerka (sockeye salmon), 1359 nucleotides long. RefSeq lists its product as uncharacterized. The transcript has 6 exons. NCBI's taxonomy places the organism in Eukaryota, Metazoa, Chordata, Actinopteri, Salmoniformes, Salmonidae. Bases 1 to 1359 code for a protein of 452 amino acids. The record is from RefSeq and is a predicted model, not a curated record.
AUGAGUGUGCCAUCAGGGUCUAGCGGUGUGAACAUAUCAGGGUCUGGGGGUGUGAACAUAUCAGGGUCUGGAGGUGUGAACGUAUCAGGGUCUGGGGGUGUGAACAUAUCAGGGUCUGGGGGUGUGAACAUAUCAGGGUAUGGAGGUGUGAACGUAUCAGGGUCUGGGGGUGUGAACAUAUCAGGGUCUGGGGGUCUGGAGGCAGGGUCUGGAGGUGUGAACGUAUCAGGGUCUGGAGGUGUGAACGUAUCAGGGUCUGGGAACAUAUCAGGGUCUGGAGGUGUGAACGUAUCAGGGUCUGGAGGUGUGAACGUAUCAGGGUCUGGGGGUGUGAACAUAUCAGGGUCUGGGGGUGUGAACAUAUCAGGGUCUGGAGGUGUGAACGUAUCAGGGUCUGGAGGUGUGAACGUAUCAGGGUCUGGAGGGUCUGGAGGUGUGAACGUAUCAGGGUCUAGCGGUGUGAACAUAUCAGGGUCUGGGGGUGUGAACAUAUCAGGGUCUGGAGGUGUGAACGUAUCAGGGUCUGGAAGUGGGAACGUAUCAGGGUCUGGAGGUGUGAACAUAUCAGGGUCUGGAGGUGUGAACGUAUCAGGGUCUGGAGGGUCUGGAGGUGUGAACGUAUCAGGGUCUGGAAGUGGGAACGUAUCAGGGUCUGGAGGUGUGAACAUAUCAGGGUCUGGAGGUGUGAACGUAUCAGGGUCUGGAGGUGUGAACGUAUCAGGGUCUGGAGGUGUGAACGUAUCAGGGUCUGACGGGUCUGGAGGUGUGAACGUAUCAGGGUCUGGAGGUGUGAACGUAUCAGGGUCUGGGAACAUAUCAGGGUCUGGAGGUGUGAAUGUAUCAGGGUCUGGAGGUGUGAACGUAUCAGGGUCUGGAGGUGUGAACGUAUCAGGGUCUGGAGGUGUGAACGUAUCAGGGUCUGGAGGUGUGAACAUAUCAGGGUCUGGCGUUGUGAACAUAUCAGGGUCUGGCGGUGUGAACGUAUCAGGGUCUGGCGUUGUGAACGUAUCAGGGUCUUCCGGUGUGAACGUAUCAGGGUCUGGAGGUGUGAACGUAUCAGGGUCUGGGGGUGUGAACAUAUCAGGGUCUGGCGGUGUGAACAUAUCAGGGUCUGGAGGUGUGAACAUAUCAGGGUCUGGAGGUGUGAACGUAUCAGGGUCUGGGGGUGUGAACAUAUCAGGGUCUGGCGGUGUGAACAUAUCAGGGUCUGGCGGUGUGAACGUAUCAGGGUCUGGAGGUGUGAACGUAUCAGGGUCUGGAGGUGUGAACGUAUCAGGGUCUGGAGGGUCUGGAGGUGUGAACGUAUCAGGGUCUGUCGGUGUGAACGUAUCAGGGUCUGGCGUUGUGAACGUGGCCUAA